CUUUAAAACACGGGGAAAGGAAACCGCCCAUCACACACCCAGCACCCCAGCCCAGGAAACUUAUAACCUCGGGAGUCAGGUCCCUCCCCUCACUGUGGUUGCAAACCUCCUGAAGUGCGGACCAGACCAGCAGCCUGCUCUACCAGCCAGGGCAUCUAUCUGCCUCUGUCUCUGGAUACUCCAGAAUCCUCUACUCAAGAGUUACCAAAAAGCCAAGAUGUUGGUCCUACUGGCUGGUCUCUUUGUGGUCCACAUCGCCACUGCCAUUAUGUUGUUUGUCUCCACCAUUGCCAACGUCUGGAUGGUUGCAGAUUACGCAGACCUGUCUGUGGGACUUUGGAAGAACUGUACCAGUGGGAACUGUGACAGCUCUCUGUCCUACGGCAAUCAAGAUGCUAUCAAGGCGGUGCAAGCCUUCAUGAUCCUCUCCAUCAUCUUCUCCAUCAUCUCCCUCGUGGUCUUUGUGUUCCAGCUCUUCACCAUGGAGAAGGGAAACCGGUUCUUCCUCUCAGGGUCCACCAUGCUGGUGUGCUGGCUGUGCAUCCUGAUUGGAGUGUCAAUCUACACUCAUCAUUAUGCCCACAGCGAUGUGAACUUCACCUCCAGCAGCCACCAAGGCUAUUGUUUCAUCCUGACCUGGAUCUGCUUCUGCUUCAGCUUCAUCAUUGGCAUACUCUAUAUGGUCCUGAGGAAGAAAUAAGCCAGAAAAGCUUAAGGGCAUCUGGGGGCGGGGGUGGGCUGGGGAAGAGGAAGCAACCUAACCUGGGAGGGAAGCAGGAGUCACUGUGUAGGAAUAACCGAGAGGGAGGGGGGAGAGGUCCAAACCCAAACCAUGCCUGGGGCGGUGGGAUUCUCUACUGCCAAGCACCCAUCCUUGGAAGAAAGUUGUUGGCUACUAAUGCUGGUGCUUCCUUGACGCCACCAGAGAGUCCUCCUCUAGCCACCACAUGUGGCCCCGUCCAUUCUCAAUUACAUACACUUGGGGCCUCCCCAGCUGCCAUACCACUGGUGCCACUCUUGAGGGUGACAGCUGGGUCACACACACACUGAGGUCUUCCACGUCCAUAUCAUCAAGUUCUGAUGGUGGUUCAAGUCCUAGCAAGAGCAGAUACUGCCUCUAUGCUGAGGCUAAGCCUGGAAGCCACCUUGUCCUUGUGACCUAAAACCAAACAUCAAAUCCAGAUCUCAAAUGCCUGUAGUGGGAGCUUUGGCCGGGAAGCCAAUGUCCAUAUUUGGUGGCCUUUCUAACAAAAGUGUAGAAAGAGAGAUUGGUUUGUAAGGUCAAGCUGAUGGAAUUGGUUUAACCAAGAAAUGGAAGUUUCUACCCCAGAGGAUCUGGGAGACAGGUGGGGAUAGGGAGUGCUCCUCAGUCACAUGUCACUGAGCUGUCCCUCAUGGAGGCCUCCUGUCGUGGACUCUGUUAGACUCUCACUUACAGCCAAGGCAGCUUUUCUGGAUUUUUUUUGUAGAUUCUCUAGAGCCAAAGAUGAAAACGCCCCACAAAAUGUAGGGUCAAAGCGCAUGCCCACCGCAGUGCUAUAGUAAGGUUGUUUUUAGUAUUCCCCCAAAGGGUCAAAGCACAUGCCCACCGCAGUGCUAUAGUAAGGUUGUUUUUAGUACUCCCCCAAAGCACCCAGUGCAUCUUGCAUAUGUAACAGGGGAGAGAUGCAUGUGUCCCUUUGCCAUACAAUUCUGUUAAGCUGCCUCUGAACUAGGAAUGUUUGAGAAAGUCCAAUGAUGACCAACAUAACACUGGGGACCAGAACAUAACAUCUAAAUGCAGUGGUCACUGUAGCUUUGACCUGGGCUGGAGUGGUCUCCUCUCAACAGCUUUCAACAUUCUACUUUCCAGCUAAAGAUGGCAAUGCUGUAAGCCAAUUAAAAUAUACACCAACCUAAACUAAAGAACAAGUCCUGGGGGUGUGGGGGAGGUGCUAUCUGGUUAUGGAGUAUUAAGCAAACCAUAUUUCAUUUAUGUUAAGAAGAGGAUGCCUGCUCUCAGGAAAAAAAUUGUAAUUUUGUGUGAUGAAUAAAGUCCUGGUGAUGGGCAGACAGUUAGGGAAUCCAGACAAAUGGUAGCUAAGUUGUUGGGGCUGCAGGCAUAUUCCAGUAUAAGACUUAGAGGUGUAUAUCUCAGACUUCUGCCUAAGGGGCUUUCUUUUUAGAAAUAGUUUCUUUUAUUUCCCUUAGAAGAUCACCCCCAGGAAGAGUCUAAGAUAUCUUUUCUACAUUUCUUUUCCUAGGAAUAUUCUUAUACAUUUCUUUUGGGAGGGAAUUUUUAUGCUAUAGUUGCUGGUAUUUAUGUAAAGGAACCAUUACUAAGUGUAUUUCUCUAGUGUAUUAUGUUUAAGGGAAUGUUCAAGGUAGGUUAUUGAAUUGCUGGGCUGAUGUUCGAGACACUGGUCAGAAAAGCUAUAAUAAGUUCUUAAAUUAUAAUUUGAUCACUAUACAUUUGUUCUAUGCUGCCUUAUGUUCAUAAGAAUAUCAACAGUCAGCUACAGCCGGAAAAAGAUAGUCACAUUGUAUUAAAAAUUUGAAUUAUGACUGGAGAGAACCAUGCAUUCCCUUGCCUUUUACUUUUUUUUCUGUGACAUUUACAUCUCAUGUAAUUUGCAUUGCAUUGGUGGGUUAUUCUAGUACUGUAUUUGGCUUCUUCAUUAAUAGGAUAUUUCAUAUACUAUAAUUGUAAAUAUUUUGAUACAAAUGUUUAUAACUCUAGGGAUAUAAAAACAAAUUCUGAUUCCCUA
Messenger RNA from Mus pahari (shrew mouse), 2747 nucleotides. RefSeq names its product epithelial membrane protein 1 (gene Emp1). The record is from RefSeq and is a predicted model, not a curated record. NCBI's taxonomy places the organism in Eukaryota, Metazoa, Chordata, Mammalia, Rodentia, Muridae. Gene Ontology annotation, cellular component: plasma membrane. The transcript has 5 exons. Bases 218 to 700 code for a protein of 160 amino acids.